GCUGUGAACCGCUGGAAAGCUCCUGGACUAGAAUCAUGAAACUGCAUCAACAACCAGAGGAGACGAGGGCCGACAAGAAGAGUCUCAAGCCUCAGGUCGAGAGACGCAGGAGAGAGAGAAUGAACCGAAGCAUGGAAAUCCUGAAGUCUCUGCUGCUUCAGAAACAGGAGGAGACUCAACGCAGAGUGGAGAAAGCUGAGAUAUUGGAGCGCACGGUCCUCUUCCUCCAGAGCACCGCCAGAGGAGACAGGUUGGGAUGUGGUGGAGCUCAGAGACACUCCUACCAAGACGGCGUCUCCUCCUGUCUGCAGCGAGCAGCUCAGUUCCUGGGGCCUAAGGGGAAAGGCCUGUGGCCCGGAGCUUCGCUGGACGCUUCCUUCUCUGCCCAAUUCGCCCGUUCGGACCCUGAACCCACAUGCGUCCAAAGCAACCCCGAGGUCCGGUCCCCCACCAGCUCCACCAGCCCUCUGCUCCUCAGGAAGUCGUCCGUCUCUACUCUCCGGAUGCUCAUAAACAGGUCCAAUCUGUGCAAACCUGCUUUAAAUGUAGCUCAGACCCGAGUGGAAUCACAUCGGUCUCCCUCAAGCCCCCCACAGGCCCACAAAGGGGCGAGUAGAGCCACCAAGCAGAGCCCGUCUCAAAGCCACCCGGCCAGCCAGGCUCUGUGGAGGCCGUGGCCCUGAACUCUACUGCAAUGACUCUAACAUGCUGAUGAACGCGUGUUCUCCAUUCGUCUUUCUACAAAGACAUGUCCAGUGCAAUGUAUCUCCCACGGGCCUGCUGCUCGCUGUAACUUCUGAUGAAUCUGUAAAUAUUGUAAAUUGAUUAUUAUGACCUUCAUCAAGUGCUGCUAUUUACUGCCUGUGCAGACCAACUCGUAAUA
Messenger RNA from Platichthys flesus (European flounder), 883 nucleotides. RefSeq names its product transcription factor HES-2-like. The record is from RefSeq and is a predicted model, not a curated record. NCBI's taxonomy places the organism in Eukaryota, Metazoa, Chordata, Actinopteri, Pleuronectiformes, Pleuronectidae. Gene Ontology annotation, molecular function: protein dimerization activity; RNA polymerase II cis-regulatory region sequence-specific DNA binding; DNA-binding transcription factor activity, RNA polymerase II-specific. Gene Ontology annotation, cellular component: nucleus. Gene Ontology annotation, biological process: anterior/posterior pattern specification; regulation of neurogenesis; regulation of transcription by RNA polymerase II. The coding region runs from base 36 to 683 and encodes 215 amino acids. The transcript is spliced from 3 exons.